AAAUAAUAAAGAGACACAAAUACAAAAUUUAGAAAUUCAAAAAUAGAAAAAAAACUGGCGUCAAGUUUAAGCAAAUUCCCCAAUUUAUAAACCCUACUUCCGUUUCUCUUUUUCCUCACAAACCAAAAAACCUCUGCCGCUCUCGGAUUUUUCUUCUCAUCCUAUCGAUAAUGGCUUUACCAAACCAACAAACUGUAGAUUAUCCAAGCUUCAAGCUUGUUAUUGUGGGGGAUGGAGGAACUGGGAAGACAACUUUUGUCAAAAGGCAUCUCACUGGUGAAUUCGAAAAAAAAUAUGAACCCACUAUUGGUGUGGAGGUUCAUCCACUAGACUUUUUUACAAAUUGUGGGAAAAUUCGCUUUUAUUGCUGGGAUACAGCUGGACAAGAGAAGUUUGGAGGUCUCAGAGAUGGUUACUACAUUCAUGGGCAAUGUGCAAUUAUCAUGUUUGAUGUUACAGCCCGUCUGACCUACAAGAAUGUUCCUACUUGGCAUAGAGAUCUUUGCAGGGUUUGUGAAAACAUCCCCAUUGUUCUCUGUGGAAACAAAGUUGAUGUCAAGAACAGGCAGGUCAAGGCAAAGCAAGUUACCUUCCACAGGAAGAAAAAUUUGCAAUACUAUGAGAUCUCGGCAAAGAGUAACUACAACUUUGAGAAGCCUUUUUUGUACCUUGCUAGAAAGCUUGCUGGGGAUGGUAAUCUUCACUUUGUGGAAUCACCCGCACUUGCUCCCCCAGAAGUACAAAUUGACUUAGCUGCACAGGCAUUGCAUGAACAGGAGCUUCAAGCAGCCCUUAAUCAGCCACUUCCAGAUGACGAUGAUGAAGCAUUUGAAUAGAUGGCAGAGAUUAGUUUCACUGUUGCUUCUUUCCAUAUUUCUAGUCCUUUAAAUUUUCUCUAUUUGGACUUCUGUAUUUGUUUGAGGAUUUAUUUGCUGCUUCCUUGUAUUAUUGAUUGGUUAUUAGAUAUGUUUGUCUGGGGCCAAUGAGGCUGUGUUUUGUUAGGUUAGAUAUUCUGAUCUUGAUGUAAGUGUUGAGGCUCUGUUUUGAGCUUGUUAUAAUAUUACUUGGUCGCAUAUUCGGCAAUUUUUUCUCUGAGGA
Molecule: messenger RNA, 1098 nt
Organism: Solanum pennellii
Lineage: Eukaryota; Viridiplantae; Streptophyta; Magnoliopsida; Solanales; Solanaceae
Product: GTP-binding nuclear protein Ran2
Exons: 8
Coding region: 171-836 (221 amino acids)
Biological process (GO): ribosomal subunit export from nucleus; protein import into nucleus
Cellular component (GO): nucleus; cytoplasm
Molecular function (GO): GTPase activity; GTP binding
Source: RefSeq, a predicted model, not a curated record